Molecule: messenger RNA, 426 nt
Organism: Ostertagia ostertagi
Lineage: Eukaryota; Metazoa; Nematoda; Chromadorea; Rhabditida; Trichostrongylidae
Source: the annotation of a GenBank genome assembly
AUGCAUUGGGUAUGGGGAGUACUCGCCAUCGUCGGAAUGACGAUGGGUCAGAGUCCCGUUUUCAAGAGGUUCGAGUACAAACAUUCGUUCCGUGCCCCGAAUCUUGCUCAACGUGACGGCUCCAUACCCUUUUGGAUGGUAUCUGGUGAUGCCAUCGCGUCCAGCGACCAGUUACGUAUUGCUCCUUCGAUGCGCAGCCGUAAAGGUAUUGCAUGGAACAAGCGGCCCAUGGUGGAAAGUGAGAAUUUCCAGAUUGAUGUCAGUUUGAAAAUUACCGGUCAAGGACGAAUAGGAGCGGAAUGGAAUGGCAAUUUGAGUGCUUUGUUCAGGUACACUGCUCAGAUGGGUGCGCUAGGUCCGGUGUUCGGUGCCAACGACUUCUGGACCGGAAUGGGUCAGUGGGAAUCUCAUGCUUUCGUAAAUUCG